This is a messenger RNA of Recurvomyces mirabilis, 855 nucleotides long. RefSeq lists its product as uncharacterized. The record is from RefSeq and is a predicted model, not a curated record. The transcript has a single exon. Gene Ontology annotation, molecular function: nucleotide binding. NCBI's taxonomy places the organism in Eukaryota, Fungi, Ascomycota, Dothideomycetes, Mycosphaerellales, Teratosphaeriaceae. The coding region runs from base 1 to 855 and encodes 284 amino acids.
AUGGCGUCAACAACAGCGUCUGUACCUCCGUCGAAGCCACUGUAUCAAUAUGAGGAGUCUCUGCGAAAAAACGUAGCACAAAUUACUUGUGUGAGACCUUACUCGGAACUGGAAGAGACGGAGAAGUUGUUAUUCAAGGCCGGCACGAACGAUACACAAGUCCUCGAGACCCACGAAACUAUCUUCUACGCACAAGGAGGCGGGCAGCCCUGUGAUAUUGGCCACAUUUCAGCUCUAGGCCAAGAAGGAGUAAGAUUCGAAGUACAGCUUGUGAGGUCAGGUGCCAAUGGCAGGACCUUGCAUUUUGGUCACUUCACCAAUAGCUCAGAUAACAGCACAAUUUCCAAGGGCUUUGCAGUUGGUGCUAUGGUCGAACAGACUCUAGAUGGCGCAAGACGAGAUCUCCAUAGUCGCAUACACACAGCCGGCCACCUCGUUGCCCUCGCCGUCCUACGACUAUCUGAGACCACGGCAGAGUUGAAGGUAGUGGACGAUAAAGCUCAACACUACCCCGAAACCUCAUUCGUCGAGUUCAAGGGCGUCAUAGACAGCAAAUUCAAGGACGCAAUACAAGAUCAGGCCAAUGAAUUUGUGCGGCAAGCUCUGCCUGUGAAGUUGUACUGGCUGAAGCCCGAAGAGCUGAAAGGUAGUGAUGUGAUUUUAGCGGAGGGUAUGCCUAUCUUGUCAGGUCUGGAUGGCAUGGUCAGGAUAGUGGAUAUCGUGGGCGCGGGAGCGUAUCCCUGUGGUGGGACGCAUACGCAGGAUUCGAGUCUUGUGGGACAGAUUACUGUGAAGGGCAUCAAGAGGCAGAAGGGUGUCAGUAAGGUCAGCUAUUUCGUCGAAGGGCAGAGGUGA